Molecule: messenger RNA, 2260 nt
Organism: Anopheles stephensi (Asian malaria mosquito)
Lineage: Eukaryota; Metazoa; Arthropoda; Insecta; Diptera; Culicidae
Exons: 6
Coding region: 120-1979 (619 amino acids)
Molecular function (GO): acyltransferase activity, transferring groups other than amino-acyl groups
Source: RefSeq, a predicted model, not a curated record
ACCGACACUGAUAAUUAUUCCCUUGGCUUGUACCGCAGCGCAAGUGAUAGGGUGUACAACGCAUUCUGCCCACACACAUCAGAGUGUUCUGUUCCCUGCCAGCGAGUAGAUCCGGGAGGAUGAAGUUCAGUGAAAUAAUAGUUCCGCUAGUGGUGGCGUUACAAAUUGUACCGAAACUGGUGCAUUCGAUGCAACCGGCACUGUACGAACUGGACGAUUGGACCAAGUGUGACAUCGCUCCAGAGAAAGAUUGGUACUGCGUUGUGCGUGUGGUACUGUCCGGUGAUGCAGUUACGGCCUCAAGCUCCAAUUUUGAAGUGGAUGAUGUACGGCGAUUCCGAAGGACACUUCUCGAUCGUGGAGUUUGUUUGCCAGCUUCAGAAAGAACUGCGUCUAAAGUUAGCGCACUACCCAGGUCUAGUUUUCCCACCUCGUGGAACCGCUCGGAUCGAUAUGUUUUGAACCGUACGUUCUUUCCUGUUUCGAUGCAUCCGGACGUGUCGACAGAGCGGGCUGUUAGUGAUGAGAUUAAUCGACGUCUAGUGGCACAGUACCGUGGUCUUACGGCAUACACGGAGAUAGAAUACUGCUUGAAAAGUAACCCAAAGCCAGAGUUCGACCAAGCGAUCGGUGUUUCAGUGGCCGUCGCUCUAGCACUCGCUUGCGUUCUGCUGCUGAACGCUCGGCAAUGGAUCGGAGCCCCGGUUCGGACACGUUCGACGGAUCGUAAACCAACGAUCAAGCAGUUCGCACUGUUCGAUAUGUACAAAUGCUUCGGUUCGGUUGGAGUAGUUCUAGCGCACUGCUGUCUCUUUGGCCCAUUUCUGGUUCCGAUGAAGAACAUCGAGCUGUUGGAGGAAGUCAUAGCUCACCCGAACGCGAAGGUAUGGCGACUGGUCUGUCCCUUUCUGAUGCUGGUGUUCUUCACGAUGAGUUCCAUGCUGCUUACGGUGAAGCUUUUGCAUGCCGAUCCCUCCCACCGACCCACAUUCGGAGCGAUCGUUUUGAAUCGAUUGAUAAGACUGGUGCCACUGAAUCUGUUGAUGAUUGCAUUCGGUACGUUAGCGUACGAUCGGUUCAGUGGUGGUGGACCGCUCGGGUCGCGUCAGCUGAUCAUGGAGCAGGGUUUCUGCCGAUCGUACUGGUGGAUGAACGUGCUGUUCAUUUCCAACUUUAAUAUGCAUAAACCGUGCCUGCCAGACUCGUGGUACGUUAGUGCGGAUAUGCAACUGUACGUGUUGAUCACACUGACGAUCAUCGCAAUGUUGAGAACUCCCAAGCACACAUGGCCAAUUGUUGGAUUCAUGAUCACGUGUUCAUUCGUCGGACCAUUCCUCACAGUACUGUGGACUGAUUUUGAUCCCGUUGGACCUUCCAAUCUGCACGAGAUGCGUUUCUUUCUGCUCGACAGCAAUUUUAUGGCACAGCUUUACACACCUUUCUACAAUAACCUUGCGUGGAGCGUUAGUGGCAUGAUAGCUGGGAUCGUCUACGAUCAAUACCAACGAUCGGAUCCCAACUCUGAAUCCCAAAAGCGGAUAUUACGCAACUUGCAUCUUGCCAUUAUGAUCCUACUCGUAAUACUCGGACUGUCGAUCUCCGCUACGAUCACAGCUUCGGAAGAUGAAUCUCAAACCAACCGUUGGUGGUUGGCGGUUUGCUACUCGACGUACAAACUUAUCGCCGCAUCCUUCUUCGGUGCUUUCUUCUUGCGCAUAAUACUAGCAGAAAAAGAUAUUUACAUCCCACCGAUCGUUAGGAUGGGUGCAACGCUUUACUACUGCAUUUACUUCAUUCACUUUCCCGUCAUGCGAAUCGUUUAUUGUAGCGAUGUGAUUAGGGAGACAAUAGUAACACCUUUCUUUUUGCUUCGCAAAUCACUGAAGGUGUUUGGCAUUACGUACAUCCUGUCCGUACUGCUGCACUACACGUACGAAAAUACGGCAAUCAAAGUGCUGCGACGACUUUUCUAUGCCUGAUCGUAGCUUCUAUCUUAUGGCAGCUCUUUUACAUAUCAAAUGGAAGGGGGAAUUAAAGUUAUAAAUAGGGUAGAACAUUAUACAUACCCAGAUAACCAACACUUGUCGGAUGGGAUUGCGUUGGCAGCUCGCAGUAAGAAAUUAUUCAAAACAAAACCAAAAAUAUUAUAAGAAUCGUUAAAAAAGGUCUACAUCAAAUUAAAUCCUAGCAUUAAAAUAGGAAAACCUUUUAAUUUUUCAGCAAAAAGUUGACUUAUUUUCAUAAAACAUACCGAAGAUCU